Messenger RNA from Plasmodium malariae, 621 nucleotides. RefSeq names its product fam-l protein. The transcript has 2 exons. Bases 1 to 621 code for a protein of 206 amino acids. Lineage: Eukaryota; Apicomplexa; Aconoidasida; Haemosporida; Plasmodiidae. The record is from RefSeq and is a predicted model, not a curated record.
AUGGAACAAAAAAUUAAGUCGCUGUUAUUUAUUAAAAUUAUUAACAGUGAAUUUAACAAAUCGUUAGUUGAAAGCUACAAUAAUCGUAGUAACUUAUAUAAAAGGAAUUAUCGUCUAAUGGCAAAAUAUAAGCGCGAUAAGCUUUCAACUACAGUAUGUUUAAAAGAAGAGGUACAAAAUGGAGUACAAGAUAAAAAAGAUAUAAAUAAUAAUGAAAAAUGGGACGAAUAUAAAAAGAAGCAAUCAUGUGGAAGUUCAUCUAUGAGUACAAGAGGCCAUAAGAAAAAUAAAAAAAAUAAAUCAUGUAUAUUUGAAACAAAUAAAUAUUCCAAUUUAGAAAAAAAAAUAUUCAAGGAACUUGAUUACGUAGAUUUUCUUAGAAACAACAGAACAAUUAGUAAUAAAAUUUACAAAAAAAUAAUGCGUAAAAAAUGUUCAUUAAGGAUCGUUUUGCCUUUAUUAUUGUUAUUAUUUUUAUUAAUAACGUUUAUAUUAGAUCUAUCAAAUAGUUUUGGACUCGUAAAAGGGUUGUGUGAAAUAUUGAAUUUAUACGCUAGUAAAUUUUGGUACAGUUCUUUACAUUCGUUUUUGAAGAAAUUCGCCUUUAAAUUGGUUAUUUAA